AUGCCUAGAAUCAAAGCGUUUGAUGUCAUAGCCUUCUCGCUGGUUACUUUUGUGGGGAUAUAUACAGGUACUCAGUUUUUCGAGCCGAUCAUAAUAGAGAGGCUCAAGAAAGACAACAACCUGAGAUCGGACAUUGACGUCCCCCAAUACGAUGAGGAGGGGAACCCACUGUCGCCCAAGUCAAUGUUAGACUUGAGAAAAGAGCUUGAAAAAGUGCAGGAGAGUCAAAAGGCGGAACAGGCUGACAGCAAGUGA
Molecule: messenger RNA, 255 nt
Organism: Lachancea thermotolerans CBS 6340
Lineage: Eukaryota; Fungi; Ascomycota; Saccharomycetes; Saccharomycetales; Saccharomycetaceae
Gene: ECM19
Product: Ecm19p
Exons: 1
Coding region: 1-255 (84 amino acids)
Source: RefSeq, a predicted model, not a curated record